Molecule: messenger RNA, 843 nt
Organism: Erigeron canadensis
Lineage: Eukaryota; Viridiplantae; Streptophyta; Magnoliopsida; Asterales; Asteraceae
Exons: 3
Coding region: 71-328 (85 amino acids)
Source: RefSeq, a predicted model, not a curated record
AACAACGCCCUAAUCUACAAAGGAGGACUUCAAAACCCUAAAUCGCUUCAACACAAAAAUUAAAAGAAAAAUGACACAGAAAGCAACUCUUUUCAAAGGCCAGCAGAAAAGGAAAACUGUUCCUCCAAGCCGCCAUGGAAAAGCCCCUAAAAUCCGCAAAGGUAAGAGAGUCGUGAAGCCUGCUAAAGUUACCAAAGAAAUGGACAGUAAUCGAGAAUUAAGCAAGUUCAUCAACAAAUGCAAUGAAGUGAAAGCGGCCACUGCUGCCACCAAGGAAGGUGGUCAAUUGAGUAUAGUCAAACAUCAAGUUGAGGGUGGAAAGGAAUAGUUUUGCAGUUUAAAUAGUACUAGAUGGUUGCUAUGUGGUUAUCGAAAUUUUGGGGGUUGGUAAAUUACAAGUUACUUUAUGAAGUUUGCUGAGUUUAAGAUCCAGUUAUCAGUACCAGUUCACUUAUUUUUGUUUGAGGAAGUAUCAUUAAUUUUUUUUGUUUUGGAAUAUAUCAAAAGGAAGGGAUAUAAAACUCAUAGUGGUAUUGUGCUAUUGUUAAAUACUUCUGUGCAAGGUUUUACCUUGUAAAGUUCAUUGUGUAUGCUUGUUAAAACUAACCGGAGGUCCGGAGUUGCGUGUGGAGUUAGAGAUCUGACUUGGUAAAUGAAGAUUAGUUAAUAUUCGUAUUGCCCUCUCGGAGCACACUGAAUUUGGGGAGAGCGUUAAGUAUUUGUGCUGAACAAGUUGAUCCUAAAAGUGUUAGUUUGAUGUCUUUUGUUCGUUAUGACAUAAAUUUUGUCUCAGCUAUUUUUCUUCUUUUCCUUUUCUAUAUAUGGAAAUAUGGUUUUGCAGCA